Messenger RNA from Ascoidea rubescens DSM 1968, 2253 nucleotides. RefSeq lists its product as uncharacterized. NCBI's taxonomy places the organism in Eukaryota, Fungi, Ascomycota, Saccharomycetes, Ascoideales, Ascoideaceae. Bases 1 to 2253 code for a protein of 750 amino acids. Gene Ontology annotation, biological process: mitotic DNA replication checkpoint signaling. Gene Ontology annotation, cellular component: nucleus. The record is from RefSeq and is a predicted model, not a curated record. Gene Ontology annotation, molecular function: DNA replication origin binding; ATP hydrolysis activity; ATP binding. The transcript has a single exon.
AUGACAAUCGCACAAAUAACCAACAGCGACAAUUUAAACCUACUUUCUCCAAGAUCCUUAAGACACUUUAAUUCCAAGGCUAACAAUAAAAAGAUAAAACUCAGAAAUGUUUCAUCCAAGAUGAUUUCCAAUAGAGUCAGGUCAAGUUCAAGAAAAAGCCUUAUUCACACUCCUCCUUCAACUCCCAAAAAACUCAAAAAAAUUGGCAAAAACGUCAAUUUGAGGCGAAAGAGAAAAAAAACACACUUGUUUGAUAAUGAAAUAUCAACUCUUGAUACCAUCCAAAUUAUAAACAUAUCGAGUGAUGAAGAUAACAGUGAUAGUUAUAGUGAUACUGAAAUUGAAAAUAUUACACUGGAUAAUUUUAUACUGAAAAAAUACGAUGCAUCAAUAUCUCAAGCAUUAAAUACUUCAUUUGAAGAUAAGUUUAAUGAAACCAUCAUCUUGACUGAUUCUUCCGAUUCUGAUUUUGCUUCUGAUUUUGAAAAUACUGUUAAUUCAUUCUUAAAUGAUGAUCAGUUUGAAAUUGAAAAAAUUGUAGACACUUUAUCGAAAACAGAUGAUGAAAACGAUAACAAUAAUAAAAAAAGUAUAAUAAACCAAAAUAAUAUUAUCAAGAAUUCUUUGCCUACUCUGAAAAAAGAUAGUGAAUUACCUGUUUUCACCUUAAAGGAAUCAAUCUAUACAAAAGCUAAAAAGUUAUUUCAGAAAAACUCUUCAAUUUAUACAUUGAAUUCAAACACCAAUUUAGCUCUAAUUGGUAGAGAGCAUCAAUUUAAUCAAUUGAAUUUUUUCUUCUCUAGUAAUAUCCAAAAUUUAAAAUCAGAUUUCUUGUAUAUUUAUGGUCCUCCAGGUACUGGUAAAACUGCUCAAACAUUAAAAUUUUUGAAUUAUUUUGUCAACAACAAUAAAAUUGAAAGCUCUAACGGAUUCAAUUAUUCUUCUAAUAUUCAUAAAAUUCAAAUCAAUAAUCUUUUUAGAAAAAUCACAAUAACAAACAUUAAUUGUAUGACAAUAUCAAAUAUUAAUAAAUUAUUUAUUAAAAUUUUAAAUAAUUUUGAUAUAGAUUUCACAAAUCCAAAAACCUAUCGCAAAUAUUUCAAUUCUAAAAGACCAAUGUUUUCGUCUCCAAAGGAUUUGCUAUUAAAUUUAUUUUCAAGUAGAAACUUUUCAGAUCAUAAUAUUUUAUUAUUGGAUGAAAUAGAUUCAUUGUUAAAUUCAAGCUGUAAUUAUCAUCAAAGUAUAUUAGAUUUAUUUUCAAUGACCAAUAAUUAUCAAUCGAAUUCAAAUAAAUUAAUAAUAAUUGGAAUAUCUAAUGAUUUAAAAUUUUUAGCAGAAAGAAAAAAUCUUCAGCUAUUAAAAAAAACUAGUUCUUCAAGUGUUAAUUCUAUCAAGUUCUCUCCAUAUGUAGAACAAGAAAUAUACGAUAUCAUUAAAUCUUUAAUGAACAGCUUAAAAGACAGUGAUAAUGGUGAUAAUACUGUACCAUUAUUUAAUUCAUUUGCAAUGAAAUUGAUAUCCAAAAAAUGUUCCAAUACCGGGGACUUAAGAAGAGUGUUUGAUAUAUGUUUUAAAGCAAUUGAAAAUACAGAAAUACUUGUUAAAAAUUCUAAAGAUACUAAUAUAGAUGAAUUGACAUGUUCAAAUGCGCCAAAAGUUUCAAUAGCAAAUAUCGGUAAACUAUUCAAUUCAUGUCAAAGUGAUCUGUUGAAGAUUAAGUUUAGAUCAAUAAAUCUUCAAUCCAAAAUAUUAUUAUGUUGUUUACUCAAUUUUGAGCGUAUCAGAAAAGAACAGUCCCAGAAAGUCAUUGAAUCAAUUGCUAAUACCACUAGCAAUGUUAAUAUAAUGAAUAUUUUAGUAGAUAGUCAUCCAGAUAAUGGUUAUCAUAUUGAAAAUAUCAAUUCUACUAUAAAAGACAAUAAAAAAUUGAAUAAUGAAAAUGGUAGCAAUAGUACUAUUGAAUUGAUCAGUGUUGAUGAAUUUUAUCAUUUUUAUAAAAAACUAAUCAAAAUUCAAAAUCUUCAAAUGGUAUCAUCACUAAGUAAAUGUGAAUUUAUCGAGAUUAUUAGUAAUAUUGAAACAUCGGGCUUAAUACAUUUAUCAGAUAUAAAUAGAAAUAAAACCAUGAAUAAUAGUUUCAAGUUUAAAAACAGAAUUAUAAGUUCUAAUGGGAUUACUACUCAAGAAAUUGUGAGUUUUGUUGAUGAAAAUGAAUUAUUAUUUUUAAAAAAAAUAUUAAAUAGUAAAAUAUAA